CAGUUUGUUCUCGUCAAUGCCCACAAGAUUUUAACAUUUAUGCCUCUAGUUCCUCUAGUUGUGUAAUUUCUCAUUGUCACUAUCCAUCACCAACAAAUUUAUACGUCCGUAUGCUGAUUUUUAACAAAAUGUUUCACAGCCAUUGCGUUGCGCUUUACAGCAGAGAAAGAAACGUUCUGCAUGCAUGAUGUCUAUGUUCCAAGCUUUUAUCGUCGGUAUCGGUCUUUGGUUGCAUCUGUCCCCUGUACUGUGUUUUCCUUGGAAUACCCACGCCAAGAAGUUUCGAUGUCCAGUGCCGUCCAAGGCUGAAGUCGACACCUGUCUGAAGACCGAUCGCUGCUGCUCCCCCGAGCCAGUGUUUGAGGACACGUGUUUCAGGGGGUGCAAGGAAAACUGUGAGAGUGAAUACAGUUUCUACGGCUGUUCCAACACCUGCCCGCCUCCACCCAAAGAAAACCUUAAAGACUGCGUCAACUACGACCCCCUGUGUUCCAUCCAUUUUAUGUCAAUUGACGUGGAAGGUCGAAGCUGUUUUUAUGGCUGUGUGAUGCUCUGUAUCUAAAACGCAAUAAAGUUAAAGUAUUGAUAUGUUUAUGUCAUGGUUUUUGUUUUUAAUUUUUCAGUAUUUGUUUCAAUGUCUUUUCAAUAUCAGUUGUGACGAAGAAUUUGAAUUACAGUCAGGAGCAAGUUAUUUUUUUCAAAGAGACAGGUCCUUGAAAUUACGAAAGUUAAUUUUUUUAGUUGUUGAAAAUCUUGUUUAAAACUGAAUGUUGGGUUAAACGAGGAUGUUGAAAGAUUGUUUAGUAUAUAUAUGCAUUUAUGGAUCUCUGAAUCAUUCAUGCAAGUAUGAAUCACCGUGCAUAGAAAGCAUGUUGUUGUUUUUGUUCAUGUAGACUUAAGCAUUUUCGCUGGCCAAGGGUUUGCAAUGUACAAUCCUCCGUAAAUCCUUGGCUAGCGAAGAUGAAAUACAUAGAAGAACCUUCGGAAGACUAUUCGAUAAACAUUUACAACGCCUGUCAUACUGUAUCCAGUGUGAUCAUUUAC
Molecule: messenger RNA, 1044 nt
Organism: Magallana angulata
Lineage: Eukaryota; Metazoa; Mollusca; Bivalvia; Ostreida; Ostreidae
Exons: 3
Coding region: 185-562 (125 amino acids)
Source: RefSeq, a predicted model, not a curated record